GGCGUGCGCACUUUUGAGCUUUGGCUGGGUCGCCGUAAAUGCUCCAUCUUGAGUAGAAUUUAGCUUGUGAGCGGUGUGUGUAAUUUGUGCGACGAAAAUCCGAUGUUUAUAGUUUAAAGUGUACAGAAUUAUUUCAAAAAAUGUCUUCGAAUAAUCAGAAACUGUCGACCACGCAACGCAUGAUACAAGCCGUACCGUUUCCUCCGAGUCAUAAAUUGACAGUGGCCGAAGUUUUUGACACGCGAACGGCGAAACCACGGCCGGAUGUACUAAAGCAACAUUUUAUAUUGGAAGGCCGCAUAGACGAAUCGGCCGCACUUCGCAUCAUUAACGAGGGCGCCGCACUUCUACGAGCAGAAAAGACAAUGAUAGAUAUAGAGGCUCCAGUUACAGUAUGUGGAGAUAUACACGGCCAGUUCUAUGAUCUUAUGAAACUUUUUGAAGUAGGGGGACCACCCGCCAGCACAAAGUACCUUUUUCUGGGCGACUACGUCGAUAGAGGAUAUUUUAGUAUAGAGUGCGUUUUGUACCUGUGGGCCCUUAAAUUGUGUUUCCCGACGACACUUUUCCUCCUACGUGGUAACCACGAGUGUCGCCAUCUUACAGAAUAUUUCACCUUUAAACAAGAAUGUAAAAUUAAAUAUUCGGAGCGAGUGUACGAUGCCUGCAUGGAAGCGUUCGACUGCCUGCCCCUCGCCGCGCUUAUGAAUCAACAGUUUCUUUGCGUUCACGGAGGCUUAUCGCCGGAAAUACACAAUUUAGACGAUAUUCGAAAGUUAGACCGAUUUAAGGAACCGCCGGCGUUCGGUCCAAUGUGCGAUUUGCUUUGGUCGGAUCCGUUAGAAGACUUUGGUAACGAAAAUAAUGCCGAACACUUUUCACAUAAUUCAGUUAGAGGCUGCUCAUACUUUUACAGCUACGCUGCUUGUUGCGACUUCCUUCAAAAUAAUAACCUACUAUCAAUAAUUAGAGCACACGAAGCACAAGAUGCGGGGUAUCGCAUGUAUAGAAAAAGCCAGACUACAGGUUUCCCAUCCCUUAUCACAAUUUUCUCGGCGCCAAAUUACCUGGACGUCUACAAUAACAAGGCGGCAGUACUAAAAUAUGAAAAUAACGUAAUGAAUAUACGCCAGUUCAAUUGUUCACCGCAUCCGUACUGGUUACCGAAUUUCAUGGACGUGUUCACGUGGUCGUUGCCGUUUGUAGGUGAAAAGGUUACGGAAAUGUUAGUAAACGUGCUCAACAUUUGUUCGGACGAUGAAUUGGUUUCGGACGGCGACGAGGGACUGGAGGAAGAUGCGAAACAGCCAAAAAUAGUUUAUAAAAGUAAGGGUACAGCAGCCAAUCUUCGAAAGGAAGUCAUUCGCAAUAAAAUCAGGGCCAUCGGCAAAAUGGCUAGGGUAUUCUCAGUUUUGAGGGAGGAAAGCGAGUCGGUGCUUCAACUGAAAGGGCUCACACCGACGGGCGCGCUGCCGCUCGGGGCGCUGUCCGGUGGCAAGACGAGCUUGAAGAACGCGCUGCAAGGAUUCUCGCCAAACCAUAAGAUAACCAGUUUCGCGGAGGCGAAAGGUCUGGACGCGAUUAACGAACGUAUGCCUCCGCGUAAGGACGCUCCGCCCUCGCCCGCGGAGGAGCCACCACAAGAUCAUAACCACACUCAGUCGAACGCGCAUUCGUGAGCUAAACUAAAUAACUGAUAGCAUCACAUUGCUUAAUCACGGGUUGUUCGACCUUUGAUGGCGCUCACCUUAUUACAUGUUACAUCUCUACUAGCUUUUAGUAAUUUUCAUUGUUGGGACGACAGGCUCGUUCACAUUAAUUUGAACAAGUAGCUGGUCUGCUUCCCCUUUGUACAACAUUUCCGCUGUGCGGACCUCACUGUACAUACUACUGUCCUUCUGUCGCAUUGUUAAUAAAUUACAUUCCAAAUGAGAACCGGGUUUGUAGCGGUAGAUAUCCAAAUUUUCGUGUUGUAUUCAGUGGAGCAGUAGUGAAAAAAAAUUUAGAAUGACGUGGUUGUCGCAGUGUGUAUUGUGAGGUUUGUACUGCGCAACUGCACGUCGUGAGUGAUAAAAGCGUGCCAUACUUACCUGUCGAUCGCCACAUUAUUAUCGUCAUCGAUCAUCGCCACUCAUUUUAAUCAUGUUCACUAAGUGUGUGUAUUAAUUUAAAUGUAAAAGAUAUUGCUAUAUAAAUAUUUAACUAAUGCGAAAUUAAGAGUUUCAUCGUGCGGAUCAAUUACAUUGUAUCUCUCUAUUAUUGUUAUGAAACUUCUUUUUCUCGUCAAACACAUCUUUGCUACGACUUGUACUUAUUAAGUUUUAUUGUUUUUUCUUUGAUUGUACAAAAUCGCUCUGUGUCCGAGCUGUAUAUAUGUGUAUAAAUAUAUUAAGUGUUUGUUGCCCCUGUUCAAAUCUUCGCAUACAUGUGAAUCGUUUAAUUUACGUACGUUAAGAAUUUUCUCCGUUCAUGACCAAUGCAAGUUCAAGACAGUUACGGACAAAAAAUCCGCUUCACUCCGACACAGAGUUGGUAUGAAUGCUAGGACUUCUGUUACGCGUGCAAGUGUGUUAAAUUAUAUAAUAUCUAUUAAUCUUAUUGAAUUCUGUAAAUUUAUUAUAUUAUAAAUAUAAAAUAUUAUGAAAAUAUAGUUAUUGCAUAGGAAAUAUCUCAAACCAACUAUCGAUAAAGUUAGGAUAAAUAUAGUGAUGUUAGUCGGUAAACUUCUUCUUACCACAGUUUUCCGUUGAAAGACGACUUGGCGCGCACUCUGUACGAUUUUCCCAUCUACCCUGGUGAUAUUGUAGUCACUAGAACGAAGCCGCCUAUGCAGUUUGAACACAGCAAUAUUGUUUUUGACAAUCAUUGCAUACGAGUAAAUGUACGUCAUUUUGAUAAUUUUACGUUGGAAAAUCGUACAAAGCGUUCCGAUUAUUAUUAUUUUGGAAUACCAUCACUAGUAAAUAUCAAAAGUUUCAUGUAACGUCCCUUAACUUUUAUACAACUAUUACUGAACAGUUACAUAUUUUUUAACGCGCUGUGUAAUACUGAUCGAUCAACAAAGGGCGAGAGUACGAAUGCGAGGCAGGUUCUGGCCACAGUUCGAGGUACAGUUUGUCUCAGAUUUUAACAGCACAUGCCUGGUCUGCUAAAGAAUACUAGUCAUGACUGGUUUUAACCUCUAACAUGUAAUCAGAAUCUUGCACCAUCGUGCAACUCACAACUGUUGGUAAUUUUUGUAUUUGUACUCAAAACAGAUGUAAUUGGUUACUUCUAUUGGAAAUACGUUUGGAGAUCUGCCGCACUAAUCACUGUCAUAAACAAAAAUUGUCAAAUGGCGUACUCUGCUGCGCAAAUUUUGCGACUUUCAUCACGCGUUCGGAUAAAAAAAAAAUUUUUGUGGUUUACCACCGAGAAGGUUCUACGAAAUACGUACCUGAAAAUUUAUCUUUUUAAGUCGACGGAAGUCACCACAAAACAAACGA
Molecule: messenger RNA, 3485 nt
Organism: Photinus pyralis (common eastern firefly)
Lineage: Eukaryota; Metazoa; Arthropoda; Insecta; Coleoptera; Lampyridae
Product: serine/threonine-protein phosphatase 2B catalytic subunit 2
Exons: 15
Coding region: 141-1679 (512 amino acids)
Biological process (GO): calcineurin-mediated signaling
Cellular component (GO): calcineurin complex; cytoplasm
Molecular function (GO): calmodulin-dependent protein phosphatase activity; calmodulin binding
Source: RefSeq, a predicted model, not a curated record